UCACUAUCAAUCUAGUCAUGCGUUUUAUCAAUAUUCACUGCUUUUUACUUUACAUAGACACGCACAUAAACGUUCACAUGCAUAUGGAAGGAGAUACAUGAAAAUAUAUUUGAUCUAUAAAUAAUAAAAUUAUGAUUUCAGUAGGCUACUUUCAUUUAAAAGCUCAUUGGCGUUGCCGGGUAACGCAAUGUAAACAAACUUGGAUGCAUGUUUGUAGGGUGAUGUGAAGGAGCUGCCGAAAAGAUGUUGUUUUUUAAAUUGUUAAUAGGUUUUAAGUGACUCUGAAUUGCCAGUCUCCGUAGGUAUGAGUCUCAUAGAGCGGAAUACACCAUCCACCCGGAGACGCAGGGACACAUUUCCAAAUAUCCGUGCGGCAGGGAAGCUCAUUCCAGUAGGUGACAGAGCAAAAGCCUGUUUGCAGGAAAUUACACCAAGGUCUUUAACUCCACCUGUGGUGAGGAAGUUCAUCAGUUCUGCUCGGCCAGCUGUUGGAGCAGUCCGAGUGUUCCAUGGAAAAGCAAAUGACCCUGACAUUGCCAGCGCUGUAGUUCAUGGUGUGAGCACAAAAACGUCAAUAACUGCUGGAUUAUUGAUCAACCCUACACCAAAGACACGCUUCCAAGAUAGGCUACGUCAUCUUCAAGAAAUCAAUAAUGCCACCAAUCAAAAAGCUCCUCUUGGGAAGACACGAGUUCAAGGCCCUGGUUUACCAAGUUGGCUGGACCCUGAGAAAACAGCUUUCGGUUUCACAACCCUCCGGUGUUCUAAUGCUGGUGAGGUCAUCAAUCCCCCCAAAACUGCACAUGAGGUGGAGAAAGAGGCGAAUGAGGGACAUCAACUCUACAUUCGCUCACAUGGCUCAUAUUUUGUAGGGGAGCGUUUGGACAGGAAGUAUAACUGGAGUCACUAUGAAAGAGACAGUAGGUUUGGUGUCCCGACGCCUCAUCGCAAUGAUGGGAGGAACAUUUCCAGAUCCCUCUACUGGCCCUGUGACACACAAAAGCACAACAGCGCAAAAUUAGUUGCAAAAUGCUGCGACAACUUCAGAGAGAGGACUCAGCCACAGAUAGGCAAAGUUCAUGACCCAAUUGUAGAGACGCUACAAGUUCCCAGUGAUCACACAUUUGGAGUGUUGAUGAAACCUGACAGCUGUGGUGCAGGCGACCUUGUGCAUCAAACUCCAGCUGGCCAAUAUCUGAGAGGUACAGACCGACAGCGAGCACUGGUCAACGCUGUUCGCCAGCACCUUAAGAAGACCAACUUCCAGAACUUCAACUCAUUACUAGAAGCUUUCAGAUACUAUGACAAGAAGAGUCAGGGGAAAAUAGAUAAAGAGGAUCUGAAGGACGUUUGCCAGCAUUUUAACAUGAUCAUCAGUGAGCCAGUACUCAAUGACCUCAUCGAUUACUGUGAUGUUGAUAAAGACGGACUCAUCAAUUUCAUGGAGUUUUCCAAUUUUCUCAACUGGAAAGACAAAAUGCCAAUCAAUAGGGUGGAGCAGAGCAUUCUGACAGGAGAGUGCAUGGCAUGGACAGCCCCAGCCAACAUGCAGAGAGCAGACCUCCAGGAAUCUACUACUGUGAAGGUCUUGGUCACACCUGAGAAUCUGGAACCUGUUCAGGUGGGGAGCACCAGGAAGAUUCCUAAAACCCUGUCCAGACCAAGAAAGGUGCAGGAGGAUAGAUUCAUCACCUCCUCUUCUGUCAUCAAUGCUGUUGUGGGUGGCUUUCCCACUACGAAUUAUCACAUAUAUGGGGUACCAUCAGUUCGGACAGAUCUACCUGCCCCUCGUAUCAAGCGCAUCAGCGACAGGACAAACUACGGUGAUGAAGCAACAGCGUAUGAUCUGCUGUACCCCCCUCUGCAUUCACUCUACGGAGUGCAUGAAGAACAGUUUUUAGGCCCUCGCACUAAAGAUGAGAUAGCAGAGAUAUUCCAGAAAGUGGGUCUCGAGUUUGCUGAGGAUACAUUUGAGGAGGCCUGGAAGCUGGCGUCCAUGAGACAUCCCACUGGUGACGUAUGUGUGGAGAGCUUCCGAAACGUUCUCCGUGAACUACAGGCAAAUUAAUCUAAACUUUUCAGUAUUUUCCUUUUUCAUUUGAAAGGAUUUAUUUACUGAAAAACAAGAGUUAUUAAAUAGCGUGAUCUUUAACCAGUGUUGGGGAGUAGUUAACUAAAAGUAGCGACGCUACUUACUUUACUACAUUUUUCAGUAGCGUGACAAUAGCUUAAGUGUCUUUACAAUGUUGCAUUUCCUGUUAGGAGCAUUAUAGCACUGUAGUGUAACAAAAUGCUACAUUUGUCACAUUGUGUCAUAGUUCAUGUAUAUAAUCCGGUUAAAAUAAACGAUUCCGUUAUGUUCAGCGUUGGGAACUCUGAUUCAUUUUAGUGAGUUGGUUCUUUCGG
This is a messenger RNA of Myxocyprinus asiaticus (Chinese sucker), 2406 nucleotides long. RefSeq names its product EF-hand domain family, member B (gene efhb). The record is from RefSeq and is a predicted model, not a curated record. Gene Ontology annotation, molecular function: calcium ion binding. The transcript is spliced from 13 exons. The coding region runs from base 305 to 2068 and encodes 587 amino acids. NCBI's taxonomy places the organism in Eukaryota, Metazoa, Chordata, Actinopteri, Cypriniformes, Catostomidae.